UGUGUGUGUGUGUCUGUGUGUUCGUGUGUGAGUCUUUUUUUUUCUUCUCUUCCUUCCAUUUAACAUGUAAAGUCAGAUCAGGAAGUGCGGUGCUGUGACAGUAGAGAAGGAAGUGGGACCACAAUGGCACUAUGUUUGCUUCUGGGACUGGUAGCAUGAGAGGGCCCCGGGUGAAGACCCCUCUGCUGCUGCUGCUGCUGCUGCCACUGCUGCUGACCACUCUGACAGGGACAGAAACGCUCCCAACUGUUUCUAAUGCCACUUCAGCACUGGACAGUAAAGGCCCAAAUAUACUCCAGAACGAAAGCGAACACGGACAGCUGCGGACCCCACAGGCACAAAAAACACUCCCAACUGUUUCUAAUGCCACUUCAGCACCGGACUGCUCCCUUAAAGAAGAGGACAGUAAUGGCUUGAAUAUACACCGAAACGGAAGCAAACACGGACUGCUGCAGACCCCACCGACACAUAGUAAUAAUAGAUCUUUAGAAACAACAAAUGACCAAGGAUUUAAGGAUACGACUGAGGUACCAGAGGAGGAUUUGAGUUCCAUCAGCAUCCUGAUCCCUGUGGUUCUGGUGGUCCUAAUCAUCAGCAUGAUAGUUUGUGGUAUUUUCAUCCAUUGCAGAUGUAACCAAAAAGUGAGAGAUCAAGAGCUGGGAAAAAAGGAUCCAUAUUUGGAUGGGUCAAGUACAGAGAAGGUGCCAAUGCCCAUGUUUGAAGAAGAUGUGCCCUCUGUGCUGGAGCUAGAAAUGGAAGAGUUGGGCCAAUGGAUGAAAAAGGAUGGUAGGUAAACCUGCAGAGGACUCUAAACUCGCAUGAAUCUAUUUGUGUUCACCUCUCUCUCCCAGGAUUUCUGCAACAAUGGACGCUCUCCCGGCACGCAAGGACACACAGUCAACGAUGCAUUGAUGUCCCUUUGGACGUUCUGACCUUUCUACAAUAAUCCAGCAACAGGGACUAAUUUGACUGCCAUGAAACAACAUCCCAACUCUUUAAAGACAUGUAUUGUUUCUGUCACGCUUUGCCUGUUUUGAUUGUAUGAUUGUAUGUUCUGUCGAAAUUUAUCAUUCAGAGUGAAGAGUAUUCCUGUUAAACCUAGAUAACAUUGUGCUGUAGCUACCAACCAUUCCAUUUUCUGCAGAUUCAUACUGCUAAAGAGUAUGCGGUCAACUUAAAGCGCAUUAGGCUGAUGCUUUUCUCCAACCCUCACAGAUAUGACUGCUCAUAGUUACUUCUCUUCAGCUCAAAGCCUCUUUGUUGUAUUACACUGUGUCACUCCCUCCAGCUGCAGGUUUUAAUGGUGAAAUAUCCUGUUGAAGAUUGCAGGCAUGCAUGACAGAGAAGGCCACUCCUUUUCAUGCCUGUGUAGAGCUGGUUAGGACUUAAAGAGAAGUUGUUUUUAUUAUGUAUGUGAAAUCAGUUUCACCCGAUUUAUGAGUCUUUUGAUAAAUACCCGUUGCAGAAACAGCUUUCUAAAAGCUGCUACUAAUUAACAUUUUUUAUGUCACCAUACAGUAGAAAAAAAACUCUCUGACUGAAUACUUUAUGUUUACAGAUGCUGUUCAGUCAUGACACUGAUCUAAAUGUGAGUGCUUUCUAAACGUGUCAGUCAGUAUUUUGCAGUAUAUUGCACUAUAAAUAUGAGAAUACGAAAUACCAAAGAUAUUAUUUUCAAGGAAUGCUUUUUGUAAAUAUUUCAGCUUUGAAUAAAAUUUCAAUAGAUAAAA
Messenger RNA from Sander lucioperca (pikeperch), 1730 nucleotides. It is a transcript of the gene tmem154, whose product is annotated as transmembrane protein 154. The transcript has 8 exons. The record is from RefSeq and is a predicted model, not a curated record. The coding region runs from base 132 to 794 and encodes 220 amino acids. Lineage: Eukaryota; Metazoa; Chordata; Actinopteri; Perciformes; Percidae.